Molecule: messenger RNA, 4288 nt
Organism: Carassius gibelio (silver crucian carp)
Lineage: Eukaryota; Metazoa; Chordata; Actinopteri; Cypriniformes; Cyprinidae
Product: sialoadhesin-like
Exons: 5
Coding region: 3065-3946 (293 amino acids)
Source: RefSeq, a predicted model, not a curated record
UGGUUACGAUAAAAUCAGUUUUGGUUUCGGUUUCGAUUUCCAUAAAGACUGGCUGAGCGCAGUAGACCACCAAGAUAUCGCGAGAUCUCGCUAUCACUACUCAGCCAUGCCUUUAUUUUCUGACGGAGUUGGAACUGCAUAUCUGCAUAGCAUUUAUCAACCUCUAUAACGUGAUCAGCAGGUUUCGUUCAGGUGCAGGCAGUAACAAAUCCUCUGGUGGAAAUAUACAGAAUCUAUGCAUUUUGGAUUAUAUUUGUGGUAUAAAGAUAAACAGAUAAACAGUGAUGAUGCAGGAUAGGGACUGUCUAAAAAAACCAAGAGCAUAAACGCUCAGUUAUUCCAUCCUGAAGCUUCAUUCUAAUGAAUGAAUAAAUUAAUGAAUUAGGUAAUUAAUUAUGUAAUUAAAUAAUUAAUAAAUAAAACAAGCAAAUAGUGCACACUGAUGACUGCAAAAACACUUUAAAUGUUAGAUGGUGUAACAAUAGCCUAGAUAAUAUAUAUUUUUAAGCAUAAUAACAUACAUUUUGGGAAAAACCCAUAAUAUAUGCACAAUUUAAUGCCAAAUCCAAAAGGAAUGUAAAACUAAAAGCAGUCUUCAAAUGAGCGACAGAGUGGGCGUGGUCCAGAUGUGUCUAGUUCGAAGCUGUCAAUGAUAAUAAUUAUUGGGGAUAGCAUUCUCUUUUAUCUGCCUAAAAAUAUCUAACUGCUAAAUGAGGGGUGCUGUGCAACGUCCCUUUUAUGGCGGUGAGCUGCAGGUUGAGCUUCUUCCUUCUUUGGCUUCUUGAUUGCAGAUUCAGCGAAUAGAUGAUCCUUGUUACUGAAGGAGAAUGAUCUGAUGAAUGGUGCUCCGAGCUGACUUAUAUAGUGUUCAGCUCUGCCCUUUCUGGCUGGCUAAAACACCAUUGGUUUUUGCAGCUGCACAAACGUGAACAAAACAAUCUUCAGUACAUAGUAAAACUCGAGUUUUCCCAAAUGUGUUCCAUGCAACGGGAGAGACCGUUCGAAAGGCAACUACACAUCUUAUGUAGACUGGCUAUAGAGAAACUAAAGUAAUGUACAAUAUGUUGAAUAAUGCAGAUUUCUUUUUUCACCAUAUUAUUUAUUUUUACAAUCACUUUAUUACAAUGUGGAAAAUAUAGCAAGUUCUGAAAUAAGUUGUUGACUGACCUCUGUCUGUUUUUUUUUUAUUAUUAUUACAAUCUUUUUACAUCAAGGGUGACUAUUAUGAGGCUGUUUACAACAACAUGGACAAGUACAAUUUAUAUGAAAAUGUCUGAUGAUAACGAACAAAACAAAAUAUGUCCAGCAGCGUAUUUGUCUGUAGCAUGUAUUGACUUUAUCAAUGUUUUCCAGCAUGUAUGUGUGAGAACAUAAAGAUUAAGGAGAUGGGUCUAUAAACCUAAAUUUAAAUAUUUAAUUAAAUCUUCAUUAAUCCAUUCAGGGCUUUAAGUAAUCAGCAACAUAUUAAAAUGUAUAAGAUGUUUAAUAAGCAACCAAUGCAGUGUUAACGGAACCAAGCUAAUGUCUCAAUAAUUGUAGCUGCUGCAUAUUGGAUUGAGCCGUAGUUUGUUUAUAAAGGGAAACUACUCAGUAAAGCAUUUUAAUUAUCUAGCCUUGAAUUCAUUAAUUUAAUUUACAUUUGACAUUAAAAGCAUUUGUCAUAAUUAAAAACCCCUUUUUUUUUGUAAAAUGGAAAUGUGGAUUUACAAUCACUGUAAAGCUGCUUUAAAGCAAUCUGUGUUGAAUUAACUGAAUUGGUUAAGAUUUGUCUUUGCACGUUGAACAGAAAACAUAAUAAAAUUCACAGCAUCACACAUUCUAGUGUAACAGAGGCCAGCUACUAAGAGCAGUGCGGUUAAACCCCACUUCCCUGAUCUCAAGAAGCACACUAGUGACCAAGGCUCGAGGCUGCAGUCUUUAGCAGCCUUGUUAGCGCACCUAACUUCCAUGCCAGAAACGCCUGUACAAAUUAGAUUAUCUCAAUGUGUAUGAAAAGUUCUUAUGAGUCAAACAAGGAUUUUUGUUUUAAUGUUCAAAAUAAAUAUACAGAAGAUUGCAAAAUCUGAAAUAUAGUCAGUCAUUUUUUUUUCUUUUUUUUUUUUUGUAACAUGUAUUGACUUUAUUGAUUGUAUUAAAGUUGUUUCUAUAUGCAUCACAUGCUUUAUAUCACCCAUAACUAAUCUGCAUUUGUUCCAGGCAUUAAUAGACCAAAGUAUGCUGUGGUAUGUGUUGAUGCCAGUAUCUUUUCAUAGCUGUUAACUUCCGCUGCACUCAGAGACAGCAACCAGCACUGCUUGCUUGCACUGACUUUAGAAUUUUGACUGAAUUUGCCAGAGAAGAAACACAACAGUCAAUCACAUUUACCACAUUUCCCUGAUCACCAAAACACAGAUUUCUUUCCAAAAUUUCCAUUACAUUUUUAAUUGACUAUGAUUCUGUUCAAACUUGUUUUUAAAAUAAAGGUCAAAGGUCAGCUACAGUUUAUUCAUAAUAUAAGUGCAUUUUCCCCCAGAAACCAGCAAAUCUGUAGAAUAUGUAGUACUGCAGCAAAAAGUAAAAUUGUGCUGUUGUAUAUAUUUCUGCAAAUUUGUUUGUCAUUAACGUUUGAAAGUAUAUUGCUUGUGACUCAACAGACUGUGAUGAAACCAAAUGUUAUCAGAAAUAAUCAUCUUUGUAAAAAGGAAAAGAAAAUGUCUAAUCCUAUUUGGGCACAAUAAAAAGUUCAGAUUUAAUUACUAACUGUUUUAUACGUUAAAUUCAGUUUGACGUUUUGUAUAUUGUUUUUAAAUGAACCACUUGUGUAUUAUGAUGUUAGUAAACUCAAUUGUCAGAGUCACAAAUUGUGGCGUUCAUGUCAGGAAAUACUAUUUUUGAUUGUGGUGUCACAGCACAAGCGCCUUGAUAUGAUGAGCUAUAACAAGAUCAAGAAAUAUUUUUCAUCUUGCUGUGUGUGGAGGACACUUUUCUGAAAAAUAUUCUUCUCCUUUCUCUCACUUCUCAUAUUUUGCUCUCCUUGGUAAAAGGUUCUUAUCCUUCCUUCUACAGAGGACAACUGGGAAGGAACAUGAAAGCACCACUUCUACUUCAUUUACUUUUCCAAGCUGUUCUGCUCUAUGAUGCUUUGGGAUGGGAAGUGAGAAUGCCGAAAGAUAUUCAUGGUCUCCAAGGUUCCUGUCUGGUCAUACCAUGUUCUUUCAGCUACACAUCAAACCCACCCAAAAACCCACAUAGAGUUGUGUGGUAUCAGUGGGUCUCUAGAGGUUAUCCUUUAGUUUACGAUCCUCGGCAUCCAGACAGUGUCAUCGACAUGUUCAGAGGAAAAACUGAUUUAUAUAGUAGCUCAAGUAGGGAUUGCAGUCUGCUGAUCAAAAACCUGGAAUGGUCCCACCAUGAAGAAAAAUUAUAUGCAUGGAUCGACCCUGAAAACAUUGGGUAUAGGACCUACAAAUUUUAUGAUGUCACUUCUACAAUCCUUGUCAAAGCAAGUCCACAGCAACCUAGCAUCAAAGUUUUUGGAGGUGAAAAGACAGGUGACGCCAUCACAGUAGUAUGUUCAACUCUCCACACAUGUCCAUACAGCAAACCAACCAUCACUCUGAACGGUAUAGAAGGAUCUGAUCAAAUAGACAAUGAGCAUAUUAAAGAUGGUCUGUGGAAAAGCACUCUGACACGCACAGGUGUCAUAAAGACAGUAUAUUUGAUUAUUCAGUGUUCAGUAACACAUUAUGGUGGAAAAAUUGUAACAGCUACAAAAGAUAAAAGUGCUAAAUGUGUUCAUCAUAACAUAUCGAUUGAGCCUGAACUGGCAGAUGUCACCGAGGGCAUCGCAAAGAACUUCACUUGUAGCGUCUACCAUUCCUGCCAGAACACUCUAAAAACGGCUGGGUUAUUUUUUAACCCAAAAUGCUGGGUUGAGUCUGUUGGGUCAUUUUGUUGGGUUAUUUAAUUUCUUUUUAAACACUUUUGGGUAGUUUCAAUUUACCAGGUGUUGGGUUAAACCUGCUGGGUUGCGUCGCUGGGUUGUUUCAGGCCAGCGCUGGGUUAUUUAACGCGCCUUGAAGAUGUUUAAAUCGCUCCCCAACUGUCACUUUGGAAGAACAACGGGGCAAAGCCACGGCUUUCAACUGUUUUAAGGUAAGUUUAUUUAAUGUUUUCAAUAAUAAUUAUUUUAAAUUGGCAGAAUUAUAACUUUUUUUUGCAGCAACAAUACUGUUAAACGUCUACAGGCCAACAUUAUUUACGUUAAAUGAUGAACUGUUUACCUCAAACGGCCAACCUACGUUACGCG